This is a messenger RNA of Rhinichthys klamathensis goyatoka, 1545 nucleotides long. Its product is annotated as protein phosphatase 1H-like. The coding region runs from base 1 to 1545 and encodes 514 amino acids. Gene Ontology annotation, biological process: protein dephosphorylation. The transcript has 11 exons. The record is from RefSeq and is a predicted model, not a curated record. NCBI's taxonomy places the organism in Eukaryota, Metazoa, Chordata, Actinopteri, Cypriniformes, Leuciscidae. Gene Ontology annotation, molecular function: protein serine/threonine phosphatase activity.
AUGUUCACGCGCGUCAAAUCCGCAGUGUCCAGCUUCAUGGGUGGAAUCAUGGCCGUAUCGUCUAUUAAUAAUAAUGAACGUUCGGGUGGCUCGGACCUGCCGCUCAAAUACCCCUACAUGAGACCGAAGUUUCUAGGACUGUCGCCGGAUGAGAUCGAGUGCUCGGCGGAUCACAUCGUUAGACCUAUCCUGAUCCUGAAAGAGACGCGGAGGUUGCCGUGGGCUACGGGAUACGCCGAAGUAAUAAAUGCAGGUAAAAGUGCUUUGAAUGAGGACCAGGCAUGCUGUGAGGUUCUACUGGUUAAGAAGAAACCUAUAGGAUCCUUGACACCCAGAAAGAUGUCUACAAGUAGGAGGAGGUCGUCCCUUCCCAAUAGUGUUGGCAUGAGAAUGUGGGAAAAUGAUGAGGCGGAAGGGCUGAUCUUCCAUUACUGGGCACUGUUUGAUGGUCAUGCUGGUUCAGGAGCGGCAGUGGUGGCUUCCAGACUUCUACACCGACACAUUGUGGAGCAGCUCCAAGGUGUACUGGAGGUCCUAUCUAACCUGGCGUCUCUUCCGCCAACUGUAUUUUGUGAUGAACCCAACCACCAGCCAUUCCCAUGCACACAUCGGGCCCUCAACCGGGCUGCAUCCCUACAUGGGGCCACUGGUGCACCUGGCUCCCCCUGCACCCCUCCAACACGGUUCUUCGUGGAGAAGAAGAUCCAUCAUGAAAGCCUUGUAAUUGGUGCCUUGGAGAAUGCCUUCAAGAUUAUGGAUGCCCAAAUCGAGAGGGAAAAAUCUAUAUACAACAUCUCUGGUGGCUGCACUGUGCUUGUAGUUGUCUUCCUGCUGGGAAAACUAUUUGUUGCCAAUGCUGGAGAUAGCAGAGCCAUUAUAAUCAGAAAUGGAGAGAUAAUUCCUAUGUCCACAGAGUUCACCCCUGAGUCAGAGAGACAAAGACUUCAGUUCCUUGGUUUCAUGCAGCCCCAUCUGUUAGGAGGAGAGUUCACACACUUGGAGUUUCCCAGAAGAGUGCAAAGGAAGGAGGUGGGCAAGAAGAUGUUGUACCGAGACUUCACCAUGACUGGCUGGGCUUAUAAAACCAUUGAGGAUGAGGACCUCAAAUUUCCUUUGAUAUAUGGAGAAGGAAAAAAGGCACGAGUGAUGGCUACAAUAGGUGUGACUCGUGGUUUAGGAGAUCAUGACCUCAAAGUCCACGACUCCAACAUCUAUAUUAAACCCUUUCUGUGCUGCUUUCCAGAGGUUAAAGUGUAUAACCUGACACAAUAUGAGCAUGGAGCAGAUGAUGUGCUAGUCAUGGGAACUGAUGGCCUGUGGGAUGUCCUUUCUAAUGAGGAAGUAGCAGAGACUGUCAUCUCAUUCCUGGCCAACUGUGAUCCCGACGACCUUCACAGAUACAAAAUGGCAGCCCAGGACCUGGUGAUGCGAGCCAGAGGGGUUCUGAGGAACCAGGGCUGGCGGAUCGACAAUGAUCGGCUUGGCUCUGGGGAUGACAUUUCUGUUUAUAUAAUUCCCCUGAUGUUUGGUAACCGUCAACCAUAG